CAUAAAAAAAAAACUCACUACUCUUGUUUUAGCCAAUCAUAUUUUACACUUCGCUCCCAGUGCAGCCUAUCGCAUUUUGGACCCCGCCCCCUGGCGCAGUCGCAGCCUAUCAGCUUCCACGGCCUCGUCCAGAUUCUCCCUCGGCUCGACCGGACGCCCGCUGAACUACAGUUCCCAGGAGGCCUUGGGGCCACGCCGCCUAACUUCCGGCCGAAAGAAUGGCGGCUUCCUAGAGGGUCGGCGGCUGGUUUGGAGGGAGGCUCCGGCUGCGCCUCCAUCCUUCUGGCUGCAGCCAGGGCUUCGUUGAUUCCCUUAGAGGCGGCGGGGGCUGCGGGCCGCCCGGAGACCGUCUCGGGGAGCCCACGCCCGUUGCCCAGGGAGGAUCCUGGCUUCCCCUGUUCCUGCUCCAUCCAGCCACAUAGGAGCCAUGGAAGUGGCAGAGCCCGGCAGCCCCACUGAGGAGGAGGAGGAGGAAGAGGAGCAGUCGGCAGAGCCUCGGCCCCGCACUCGCUCCAACCCCGAAGGGGCUGAGGACCGGGCACUGGGCGCUCAGGCCAGUGUGGGCAGCCGCAGUGAGGGUGAGGGCGAGGCAGCCAGUGCCGACGAUGGGGCCCCCAGCGCCCCGGGAGCCGGCCCCAAGCCCUGGCAGGUGCCCCCACCAACUCCUGAGGUCCAGGUUCGGACACCAAGGGUCAACUGUCCAGAGAAGGUGCCCUCUCCGCCCUCCGCCUUCUUUCAGAUCAUCUGCCUGGACCUGUCAGAGGAAAUGUCCCUGCCGAAGCUGGAGUCGUUCAACGGCUCCAAAACCAACGCCCUCAACGUCUCGCAGAAGAUGAUCGAGAUGUUCGUGCGCACGAAGCACAAGAUCGACAAGAGCCACGAGUUCGCGCUGGUGGUGGUGAACGACGACACGGCCUGGCUGUCCGGCCUGACCUCCGACCCCCGUGAGCUCUGCAGCUGCCUCUACGAUCUGGAGACGGCGUCCUGUUCCGCCUUCAAUCUGGAAGGUCUCUUCAGCCUCAUCCAGCAGAAGACGGAGCUGCCGGUCACGGAGAACGUGCAGACCAUCCCGCCCCCGUACGUGGUGCGCACCAUCCUGGUCUACAGCCGCGCGCCCUGCCAGCCCCAGUUCUCCCUGACGGAGCCCAUGAAGAAGAUGUUCCAGUGCCCGUAUUUUUUCUUUGACGUUGUCUACAUCCACAACGGCGCCGACGAGAAGGAGGAGGAGAUGAGCUGGAAGGACAUGUUUGCCUUCAUGGGCAGCCUGGAUGCCAAGGGUACCAGCUACAAGUAUGAGGUGGCGACUGCCGGGCCAGCCCUGGAGCUGCACAACUGCAUGGCGAAACUGUUGGCUCACCCACUGCAGCGGCCCUGCCAGAGCCAUGCCUCCUACAGCCUGCUGGAGGAGGAGGAGGAGGCCACCGAAGUCGAGGCCACCGUCUGAACCUGCCCUGUGCACCGCAACCUCCUUGUAAGGUGGAACCGGGCGGCCUAGAAUACUGGUUCUCAAACUGGGCCCUGUGGAACCCCUGGGGUUCCAGGAGCACCCAGGGCACCUGGGGGGGUCCCUGGGAGGAACGCCGAGAUUCCAAGGGGGCAUCCCAGGAACUCUGGACAUGCCCCUCCUCCUGUUUCCCAGCCCACACCGACUCCUGGUUUGUCAGUUGUGAUUUCUGUUGUUUUUUUUUGUUUUGUUUUUGUCGUCAAAAUAAAAAUCUGAAUAUUGCUAACCCA
Molecule: messenger RNA, 1734 nt
Organism: Microcebus murinus (gray mouse lemur)
Lineage: Eukaryota; Metazoa; Chordata; Mammalia; Primates; Cheirogaleidae
Source: RefSeq, a predicted model, not a curated record